This is a messenger RNA of Petromyzon marinus (sea lamprey), 2324 nucleotides long. It is a transcript of the gene HES1, whose product is annotated as hes family bHLH transcription factor 1. Gene Ontology annotation, molecular function: protein dimerization activity; DNA binding. The record is from RefSeq and is a predicted model, not a curated record. Gene Ontology annotation, biological process: regulation of DNA-templated transcription. NCBI's taxonomy places the organism in Eukaryota, Metazoa, Chordata, Hyperoartia, Petromyzontiformes, Petromyzontidae.
CAGAGACACAAACCCCCCCCUCCACCACCCACCCCUCUUUCCACCCAUUUUUUUUUGCUUCUCCAAACACACGAACACGCGCGCGCGUGCGCGCCUGCCUGCCCGCCCGCACUGCACCGCCUCCUCCAACGCCACCGCCACACGCGCGCGCGUGCGUGCGUCCGCGGCGCGCGACCCUGGGCACGAGAGACCCAGAGACUCACUCGGGGUGACGGACGAUCCGGCCACGGGGAAGAGGCACACCAUCAGACGUCAACGGCGUACUGUCUUCUUGGUCGUCGAGAUUUUGGCGUCAAAUAGUGUUUUUGGUGCAUCUGAUCGUCAUCAUCAUCAUCACCACCACCACUACCAUCAUCAUCUUAACCAUACUUGUACUCGUGGAUAAAAUUCAUUCAGCGACACAUACAGCCAAACUACACUCAACGCAAACGUCCAGGAAGGUUCAUACAUUUCGUUGAUUAAAAAAGACGAGCAGCAGCAGCAAGCAGAGAUGCCGGCUGACACUAUGAUGGAGAAGGUGUCCGUGUCGCCUGUGGCCGCCGUGACCGCCUGCAACUCCAUCCCAGAGAAGUCAAAGACGGCGAGUGAGCACCGAAAAUCCUCCAAGCCGAUCAUGGAGAAGAGGAGGAGAGCUCGAAUCAACGAGAGCCUGGGUCACCUGAAGACGCUCAUCCUGGACGCCUUAAAAAAAGACAGUUCUCGCCACUCCAAGUUGGAGAAGGCGGACAUCCUGGAGAUGACGGUCAAGCACCUAAGAAACCUGCAGCGCGUUCAAAUGACAGCCGCCCUCAACACGGACCCCAGCGUCCUGGGCAAGUACAGGGCCGGCUUCAACGAAUGCAUGACCGAGGUGACGCGAUUCCUGUCCACGUGCGAGGGCGUCAACGCGGAGGUGCGCACCCGUCUGCUCAGCCACCUGGCCAACUGCAUGGCCCAGAUCUCCACCAUGAGCGGCGGCUACCCGCAAGGACACCACCACGGACCCGCCGGCAUGAUGCCACCACCAUCGCACUACGCUCAGGCGCUUCCUACCGGCGCACCGGGUGGACAGGUCCCUGUGGCUUCCAACGCUAGCGGUGGUGGUGCCGGUGCUGCUGCUGCUGCUGGCGGCGGCGGCGGCACUGGUGGUGUGGCUCUGCCCGGUGGAGGAGGUCCCGCUUGCAAGGGCAGCCCGCCGGCGUUAGCCGACGUGCUGCUGUCUCAGACCACCGCGGGGCCGGCCUCGAACGUGGGGGCGGGCAAGGUGUACGGAGGGUUCCACUUGGUGCCGGGACCCGACGGACAGAUCGCCUUCCUCAUCCCGAACCCUCACCUCAUCCCCAUGUACGCGCCCGGCUCCAGCGCGGGGUCUCCCGGCCACCCGGGCAGCCCCGGAAAGGGACUCCGGCACCACCCCUACCCCGCCGGGUGCCCCAUGACGGCGUCGGCCAUCCCCAUCAAUGCUCUGAUGGGCGCAGACUCUGUAUGGAGGCCUUGGUGACAAUUAGCCCCCCGCGACGCGAUGCCAGCAUUCUACCGUGGACUUUUGUAAAGCUUUGUUUAUAUAUAUAUGAAAAGAUACAUUUUAAAACAAAAAAUAUGAAAUACGGAAAGAAAAUUCGUGCUCAUGCAUGAAUUGCCGAAAGCUCUCCAAUGGUCGCGGGUCCCUGACGCAUUUUUAAUUAGCGGCGAUGACGUUAUGCUCCAAAAACUUUUAGCGCUGUUUUUUUUAAUUACCAAGAUUUAGCGCGAAACCUUUGGAUAAAAUUUCGACCGGUUAUUUUUUCCUUUCUCUAGGCUAAAAAUAAAAAAAAUCCCGAAGUAGCAAACGCGACUUUAUGCUGAAAAUGGAGUCGAUAUUGGGUCAUCUUUACGAGAGGCGAUUUUAAAAUCAGACGCACAGAGCUCACCCUGGAGCACUUGUGCCGUCAAUGAUCGUCGUCCAAGCGUUAGUGGUCAAAUAAGUGCCUGCGUCGCUUUUAGAGGUCGUCCGUUUUGUGUGCCGUCUGAAGAGCAAAAAAACACAUUGCCUAUACACGUGCGUGCAAACGAAUGCAACGCGAAGCUGCGAGAGAUAUUUUGUACUGUAAUGUAGAGAGAGAUUUAAAAAAAAACGUGUGCACUGUAUAUAUCUGUAUAUAUACAUAAAACGCACAAUGCUGUACGCCUUAAACUAGUGCGAUAAAACGUACAUGAUUGUAUUGAGAGAGGGAAAAAAAGGAGUAUGUUGUGCAGUGCAUACCAAAGACAAAAAAAAAUCGAUCUUCCAAAAAAAAGAGACGUUUUUUUUAAUGUACAAAAUAAUAAACAUGUCAUGCACUUUACCGUUUAUACACCAACUAAAA